AUGUCAGAGUCCCCUGAGGGGCCAGUGAGAGCUAGGAGCUGCAGCCAGGUUCUUAUCCAGCUGUGGAGAGACUUCAUCCAGUGUUACUCUACCAGGGAGCUACUGUACUGGUCAGUGUGGUGGGCACUGGCCAUCUGUGGUUAUAACCAGACAAUGAACUAUGUUCAGGUGCUGUGGCAGCACGUAGAGCCAUCCCAGAACUUCACAGUCUACGAUGGAGGGGUGGAAGCUGUGUCCAACCUAUUUGGUGAGUAAGCCAACAACGCUAUAGACCCAUUUCCUGGUGCCGUCAUGAAAUGUUGUGUGCGCAGUUCGAGUUGGGAUCUGACCGCGACCCGCAUCCUGUGCCAGGCCAGAACAGCCCAGGGAUGGACCAACCAGGGAGGCAAAGUUAGUUAACAUAGCGACCAGUGCACCAGUGUUUUAUUGAGGUGUCGCCAGCGGUAACUAACAUGGCGACCAGUGCACCAGUGUUGUAUCGAGAUGCCUGUCGAUCUGAGGUGCUUCCCACUGGACAGCUGUAUCACAGUGUCGCCGGCGGUAGCUAGUAACGUGGCCCAUUUUUGCCCCUCCCAGGAUUAUAUUUCAAGUAGGAUAGCAGCUUACACAAGAAAUAACUCAUAUUGGUAGUCGUCUAGAUGUCACCAUGAUACAGUCUACUCAGUUGGGAGCGCAUGAAUGGCAACACCACCGGGACACAGUGUCUUUCGCUCCCGUUUGCCAAGCACUGCAGUCCCGCAACAGUGUGGGAAGUAGCUACUAUAGUCUCGCUAAUGUCAGGGGGUGACAGACAGUCACAGCAAGCACAUGCAUGCAACACAUUCAAGCAACAGUACACUCAUCAUAAGUACUUUCAAUACAAAUAAACAGUCGGCCUCCCGAGUGGCGUAGCGGUCUAAGGCACUGCAUCGCAGUGCUUGAAGUGUCACUACAGACCUGGGUUAAAUCCCAGGCUGUGUCACAGCUGGUCGUGACCGGGAGACCCAUGAGGCGGCGCACAAUUGGCCCAGCGUCAACCCGGGUUAGGGGAGGGUUUGGCCGUCCGGGAUUUCUUUGUCCCAUCACGCUCUAGCGACUCCUUGUGGCGGGCCGGGCGCCUGCAAGCUGACGUCAGUUGGCAGCUGGACGGUGUUUCCUCCGACAUAUUGGUGCGGCAGGCUUCCGAGUUAAGCAAGCAGUGUGUCAAGAAGCAGUGCGGCUUGACAGGGUCGUGUUUCGGAGGACGCGUGGCUCUCGACCUUUGCCUCUCCCAAGUCCGUAGGGGAGUUGCAGCGAUGGGACAAGACUGUAACUACCAAUUGGAUAUCACGAAAAAGGGGUAAAAGUAAAAAAAUAAAACGGUACAAUUAUUUUUUGUGUAAAACUAACAGUGAAAUAUGACUCCGACUCAUCCUCUCCGGCUUCAAAACCAAACUCUUGCAGUAGUUCUGCUGCUAAGUGAAAUCCGACUCUGUAGACCCGUAGAAUGAGGAAGUAUCCAGGAGCCAAUGGGAAGAGGGGGCUGGUUUUCCUUGAGCGGUCCAAGAGGAGCAUCCAGGAGCCAAUGGAAUGAGGGGGUUGGUUUUCCCUGGGCGGUCUUUCCCUGGACGCGGGUCGCAGUUGGACCAUAUUGUGCAGUUCUUCAUCAGAAACCUUGUUGUUUACCUAGCAAUGGAUACAAUCACAUGCAACUUCAAAUGCAGCUUGUGCAAGUUAACAAACAUGUAAUCAGAUGGUUCUAUAUCGUGGAGCUCCACCCCAUAGGGGGGGCUUCACUCCUAUUGGUUUACCACUCUGCCUAGGCAGCACAGCCUGAUAAGAAAAUGAUGCAUGCGCUCCAGCCAAUGGGAGACCAGCUGGCCCUAUAUAUUGGAGCGCCCCCUAUCCAUCAGUCUCCAUUUUUCUUCAGUGAGACUGACAAUUGCCUUGAAGAGAGAAGCACGCCAAAGACUUAGGACGAACCUGCCGUUGAUGGAGAAGACACUCGACGUUGUCGGCUACUGCAGACCCACAUGACCUAUGUCAUGUGUGCUUGGGGGGGAAAGUUGAGUGUGCUUAUAGGGAAGUUGGGCUGUGCCACUGUUAUACAGUCGGCAUUUAGCAGCGGUCAGGACCAUAGGGGAAUAAAUACGUUUUCUACUGAAUGCUCCUCAGUUUCGCACUCUCCUGCUUUCACAGAAUUAUUGGGAGUACUCUGCCCACCUGGCUAUACCGGAAGUUGAGGCGAGAUUACGCUAUUCAAUUUCACUGUACCCCUCCACCCUUUACGGGAAUCGUGGCGACGGUGAUGGCAUCUCUAGAGAAGGUCACAGCUCUGAACAAAGAGAUUGCAAAGAAGGCAAUUACAGUAGUUCCUCCGGAGCAGAGGAAAAAAAGAUCUCAACUCGCCCUACUUUCUCGUGCCAUAAAAAGACGUGGGCGUGCAGCUGAUUUUGGAUUUACGUGUACUGAACAAGAGCGUACCCAAACAGCCUUUUCCCCCAUGCUCACAAAAAAACGUCUGCAUGCGCAUCGACCUGAAGGAAGCGUACUUCCAUGUGCUUCCGUGUCACAGGAGGUUUCUAUGCUUUGCCUUCCAGGGAAGUAGCGUAUGAGUACACAAGGGUGCCUUUCGAGUAUGCCCUGGCACCUCGUACCAUUUCCAAAUGUGUGGAGGCGGCUAUAGAGCCUCUACGUCGCCAAGGAGUCAGGAUGCUGGCCUACUUUGACGACCUGUAGGUUCUCACCCCGUCAGCAAAGCUGGCGAUAGCACACACAGCCUGGCUGGUGAUGCAUUUCACGCUGAGAAUUGGGAAAAGAGCGUGCUGUCACUCCUGCACCCGCUCCCCCUCCCUGGCACUCGAGGGCAUCAUUAUGCACACCUGUUACCAUCAUUACACGCAUCAGCGCUCAUUGGACUCACCUGGACUCCUUCACUUUGUUGAUUGCCCCUUCUAAAUCGGUUUGUUCCCCAGUUUGAUCCCCGUGUCUGCAUGUCUGUUUAUAUUAAAUGUUCACUCCCUGUACCUGAUUCUCAUCUCCCAGCGUCGGUCCUCACACGUGCAGCAGAUUGUUUAUCUGGGUCUCCAGUUUUACACUGCGACCAUGAUGGCACGGAUUUCUAAUCCUCGAAAAUCUGCGAUUCUGUUGGCCCUCAGUCAGUAUCAUCCGAAGCACGGUGACGGCGCACUCUGUCAUGUCCCUUCUAGGGCUCAUGUCGUCUGCCCACACCGUGGUCCCACUGGGGCUCCUGCACAUGCGCACACUACAGCAGUGGUUCACCCAGCUACGACUAGAUCUGGUGCAUCAUCAUUGUCGUCUGUUGGUAGUUCUCCACUCUCUCAGAGCGGAUCUGAACUAUUGGCAUCCCCUCGCACAUCCCGGUCUAUACAGACGCGUCUCUGACGGGAUGGAGUGGGACAUGUCAGACUCUGGCAGUGGGAGGUGUGUGGCCUCCAUUGGAGUGUCACAUCAACCUCAUGGAGUUGGAAACAGUUCUGCUGGUACUGCGACACUUCACCCUGUGCUUCAGGGUCGUGACGUGUUGGUCUGACCAGACAAUCGAACUGCGGUGGCCUACAUCAACCGCCAGGGAGGAGUUAGGUCUUGUUGACAUCACUACACAUUCCAGGCCAGCUCAACGAAGGGACAGACCUCAGUCCCGAGGGGGUCCUCGGGACGACGAGUGGCGUCUGCACCCCAAUAUUGUUCACACGCUGGUGCGACAGUAAAACCAUCGACCCGAUGUGUUGCCGGGUGGAGAGUUCUUUUUUCUGCAAUUUCUCUUUGACAGACAACCUUUGCCAUCCACCAUUAAGGUGUAUGCCUCAGUGAUUUCUGCCUGUUAUGAGGGAUUUGGCAGGGUGUCUGUUUUUAGCAACCCCUUCAAGAAAUAUUUUCUGUUGGGGACACGGCGCCACAGUGGGAUUUGGCAUUGGUGCUUGAGGAGCUUUGGAAGCUAGAGCCCUGCACGGACGUACAUUUUAAGCCCUAUCCACGCGCGGAACAUUCAGGCCCCGAUUGCUUCUGCCCACUUUAAGGCCCUGCCCGAAGCCCGGAAUCAGAAAUAACUUCCUCCGUUAGUAAAUCCAUUAGCUGCACCUCUCUGUCCGUUGCUCGCUCCCUGCACACAGCUCGCUCUGCAUGCGCUCUGCUCGUGGCAGCUUUGAGUCUGAGUAUCUAUAGCAACAGCUCCGCUUGGGCUGCUCAAUGAAGCAACAUCAGACAGCAGUUAGCUGCUUUAUCACGCUAAACUCAAGGAACAUUAUUAUUUUCUAUGAAGUAAUCUCUCCUGUCUCAUAUUUGAUGAGGUUGAAGCACUUCUGAAACCAUGUUAUGAUCUUAGUCAGAUAUAACUGUACGGCGCAGCAGAGCAUGCACAAAUGGCCCAGCUUCAAAAUGUUAGUGAUCAAUUUAGUGAUACCCGAGCCCUACCUGUACCCUAGUUAUUGAUAAAACAAAAUCAGGCCCUACCCGGCCAUAACCCAAUGUAUAAUGUCAGGGGCCCGUCGGGCACGGGUCGGGUAGCAGAGCUCUAUUGUAAGCCGCCAUUAGAGCCAUUAGCCCAGAAUCCAUUGAAAAUGCUGUCUCUAAAGACAGCAUUGCUACUGGCUUUGAACUCUGCCAAAUUUGUCAGUGACCUGUGCGCUCUGUCGACACGACUGUCUCACCAUUAAAAGGCAGAUCGCGGAUCCUGGAGCUAUGGAUUUUCUCCCCUCCUCCACAUGAAGGGGCCAGAGAGGUACAGCUCCAUCGUCUGUGUCCAGUUCGCGCAUUGUGUGUAAUUCAGUCAUCGCCAAUGUUCCCUCUAAUCACAUUAUUUUCGGCACUGAGCAAAUUUCUGGUCUGCUGAGCUCAAACUUGAGCUUUGUGAAAAUUCAGUGCAACUUCUGGUAAACACUGAGGCUGUACCCACUUUAAGUUAGCUAUAACAGUGGUCAAGUAGGCUACUGUGGCUAUUUGAUCAUAAUGUAGACCUAUCAGAGUGGCCUACCAUCAAAAUCAAUGGAGAAAAUGCAUCCCAUACAUUGUAACAUGGAAAUAGCUGUUCUUUCAUUCAGCCUACAGUACCAGCCAAUGUGUGGUGUUCAAUGUAGGCCUACAUUCCGUGAGACUUUUGGAAAAAAAUAUGCAGGGCUUGACAUUAACCUGUUUAUUCACUUGUCCUUCAGACAAGGAGGUGACUGAGAAUGUGUUGUUUGAAACCACCACAAAAUAAAGUUAACUAUUAUUCCCAUACCAUUAUUACAGAGAAUCAGACAAAUUGUGCUACCCUCUGCCUAUUGGCUACUUAGCUUAUUCAACCCUGUCUCAAAAUACAACACUGCCCCUUUAAGACAGAAAAAAAUUAUCAUCUUUACCUGACUCGCUUUUCAAAGAUGGCUAGAAAUGCACACGCUUUGUGAUCUUGUAGGAAGCAACCACUUCCCCCAUUGCUGACUAGAAAUGAACUAUAACUGGGCUAAUAACUCACUAACUAGCAAAGAAUAUGAACUAAUGUGCACGUGGCUACAUGAAGCUCUCGCUUUGAUCUCAAAACAAGUGCAUCUCCUCCUGACCACUCAUGCUGUGAACACAGUCCAGUUCAAAGUGAAUGGCACAGAUCCAUAUAUGGCAAUGGUCUAUUUGCAUAUAGGGAUACUGCAGCACUGACUGGUUAUGCCGCACCGGUCUGUAGAGUAUGGGCUGAGUCAUGCCUGUCAAUGCAAUAGAAUCCUACUCCGGUGCGUUCUGCCUACAAGAAAAUAUCGAUCAUAGUUUUCUUUUGCAUACUAAGUUGCAUAGUUCAUUUUGUUUAGGUAUGUUGCAUUGAAAGUGGCUAAUAUUGGCAAUUCCCACAGUAGAGGGAAACGUUGAUAGUGUUAACUAAAGGGGAAAACUAGAAAGUUGAGUGAAGGUCAAUCUCGUGCUUCUCUGCACAGGCUGAUAUUUCUUCUACAUAGCAGUCCCAGGGGAGCCCCAUGCAGCUUAAAGGGAACAUUGGUCAUCGCCUCAGCUGUUUGUCUGCUAUGGCGCGGCUGCGCUUGGUAGGCCACUUUCCAAGCAGCGUUUGUCUCACUGGCUUUGCGAUUGCAUUGAGAUAGCCUAUCAGACAGAAGGGCGUCCCUUGCCUUCGGACAUCAGGGCCCACUCCACACGUGGAGUUGCGGCUUCCACUUGCCGUUUUAGGGAUGUGGGGAUCAGGGAUAUUUGUGCGCCAGUGUCGUGGUCGACACCAUCCCCAUUUAUCCGUUUAUAUCUCUUAGAUAUGUCCUCGGGCUCUCUCUUGCUCAGUCUGUACUGAGAGGGCUUAGGCUGAGGGACCGGGUUGGUGGGCUACUGAGAUUUCUUUCUCUUUGACAGCCUUCUUUGUGGGACAUAUGUAAGGGGUCAUGAUUACGGUCUGCAGAGUUCAGUUUGUCCAUGACCUUCGGUCUGCUCACCAGUCUUUGACUAGGUGCGGCGGACUGACUGACUGAGGACACAGUAGCUAUAUACACUUAGUACUCCUUUUCUUUAUGUGGGAAGUGUUAGGACCAGCAGGGAGUACAUUCCGGCUCGCUUGCUCUGCCCUACCCUAAACCAAUAGGAGCGAAGCCCCCCCUAUGGGGCGGAGCUCCACAAUAUAGAACAAUAUUUACUUGGUAUGUAACUCCAGUUCUAUGAGUGGAAAGGAGUGGGCUUCAGGCUCUGCCGGCCACCAGGGUCUCACUGAAGACUAUAAGGGAGGCUGAUGGAUAGGGGGUGCUCCAACAUAUAGGGUUAGCUGGUCUCCCAUUGGCUGGAGUGCAUGCAUCAUUUUCUUAUCAGGCUGCACUGCCUAGGCAGCGGGGUAAACCAAUAGCAGCGAAGCUCCCGCUAAGGCGCUUUGCUCCACUCAUAGAACUGGAAUUACAUACCCAGUAACUAUCGUUAUCGUCUACAACAUUGCGGAUGUCAGAGGAUUGAUUACCUAGCAAGCUAGCAAGCCAGCGAGGUAAGGUAAAAUAUCACAAAUAGAGCUAGAUAAAGCCAGAAUAAUAAUAUACUUGUUGAACAACUGCAUCCCACCGCUGCAACCAAAAACACAAACUUUUGAAAAAUGUAAGACUAAAGGAUGAACACAGCAUAUGGAGCUCAAGAACGUCCCUUUAUUCUCUCAAGUAAACCAUCUCAAACAGGAUACAUGACCAUCUGUUUUUUGUAGAUGCUUGUCAGGCAUUAAUAAUCAAUCAUCAACAGUCUAACACCUUACAAUGGUAUAUAGCAACGUCAUGUAAAAUGUUAGGGCUCAGAGCACUGUGUGUUCCUUGCAGGAGCAGUGACAGCCUAUGGUAUUGGUUUCACCCAGGUGGAUUGGGCCCAGUGGGGAGAGUUGGCUCUGGGUUAA
Molecule: messenger RNA, 7306 nt
Organism: Coregonus sp. 'balchen'
Lineage: Eukaryota; Metazoa; Chordata; Actinopteri; Salmoniformes; Salmonidae
Source: the annotation of a GenBank genome assembly